AUGAGCACACCCUUACCGUUUUAUAUACGCCUCUUGCCUCCUUUGCCUGGCACAAGACCAGCACCGAAGCUUAUCAACUUUCCGGUCUUGCUCAUCGUAAAACUGAACCAAAUUUGUCAAAAACAAAAAUAUUUGCGUACAAAAACAAUUUUUAUUGAUAACCUGAUAAGAUCCUCUUUAAAAAAGGAACUGUGGAUGUUUUUAGUACUUUCCGUUUCACUUACUUACUUACCUAGUCCUUCUCAGCCUGCGGCCCAGAUUUCGGCCCAACCCAAGCCCGGCCCAGACUUCCAAGCUUUUUGGUCUUGCCCUUACACUAACUACUUCUUUUUGUUUCAGGUCAUGGACUCCCAAGGCUCAAAAUCCUCGAAUAAUCAAGUGGCGACUUUCGCGGACCAUCAGGUUCAAGCUCAUUGUGAUAGCAGCAGCGUUCGCCAAGUUGAAGUCAAGAUCACACAUGAAACGGCUACCUAUAAAAGUGGCCUUCAGAAGGAAAAGGAGACCCAUUCAGUGACUGUGAAGAAGAAGUGAUUUUGGUGUUUUUUGGAGCUCUUGAAUAAAUAUUCUAAUAUAU
Molecule: messenger RNA, 574 nt
Organism: Caenorhabditis elegans
Lineage: Eukaryota; Metazoa; Nematoda; Chromadorea; Rhabditida; Rhabditidae
Gene: ZK355.3
Product: DUF2547 family protein
Exons: 2
Coding region: 1-531 (176 amino acids)
Source: RefSeq, marked reviewed